UGUGUGUUGUAUGUGUGGCGAACGGUCGUUGAACCCAGGCCGUAGCGCGGCUGCUCAGAGAGUUGCUCUCUCAGUUGCCGAUUACGCGAGCCAGCGUUCGUCGACCGCCGCGCGCGCUCACUUUAGGGGUGUCGAGUGCCUCGAGCUGUUCUCCGUCUCUCAGUCAGUCAGUCCGCGAACGAACCCUGCCUGCGUCGCUCGCGCGUUCGCCGAGAAGCAAGCAACCCCCGUUGGUGCGUGUGCCCGCCCGGUGCAGUGUGUGUGUCUCUCCCUCCCGACAGUGCGGUGGUGUCGACGACGAAAAGUUUGGUCCGCGCCGAUCGGGAAACCACCUUAUUUAUAGCCGCGCGUAAUUUUAGCCCGGCCGCGAGGCGUGGGGACCCUUUUCAGUCCUCUGGCCGGCUGGCCGGCCGCUGACGUCGCACUUUGGGGCCACUUUUUCUCUCUCUCUCGUUUUUUCGCCGCCAGCUUUAUCUCUUGAUAAGAUUCGGCCUUUGUAUAUUGCACACGUUUUUGGUUUAGCGGUUUGGAGGAUUUCACCAUUUGCCGUGGGUGAUUCAUGCACACGCUUCCUGCCGUGUGUGGAAAUACACAAAAAAUUGUGUUCUCUAUUCUCUCCCUUUUUUUUCGAGAUUAAAAAAAAUUACGAACUGAUAAUUAUUAAUACGGCGGCGAAAAAGACGAGCGGAAAAGCGCUCGGCGUUUGUAUCGGCCAUUGACCUAGGCACACCCCCUCAUUGUGACGUCACCUGCCGCUGCCGGCGCCGCGCCGCUGCCGGCACACUCCCGCGGACAUCGGAUUUUGUCCCAGCCCGGGCCGGGAUUCGAGACCGGGAUUAUUGUGUGCUGGUGUUUUCCUUUCCAGGAAUUGCCCCGACCACCGAAUUCUGCGCUGUCUCUCGAGCCGGCUCGUCACGGCCUGUCCCAAAUGAUGGGUAAUAAUUUGCCGGCGCCACCUUUGGAAGCGUGCUGAUCGCGCGUUGCAGGAUGAGCGGCCGGCCCUGAGGAGAGUCUGUCCAGCCUGCUUUGGCCGCCCGACGCAGGAACAUUAUGCCGUGCGGGGAGCAGCCCUUACCAAGGACCGCAAGCUCGCCUGUCAAAUUGUCUCGCCUCUCAUCCCCCGACUGUCCCAACACCCUCCAAGACGGCAUCUCCGUGGGAAAACUACCUGCAGCAAUACCACAGGGCAGGGGCCCAGCAGCAGCAGGGCGCCGGAGGCCCUGCGCCGCCGGCCCUGAUUCCCCACCCUGGCGGUACUGUGAUGGACGUGAUCGACGAGCUGCUGGGCGGCGGCGGCGGCGGCGGCUCCGGCUGCUGCUGGACUGAGGUGGGCCCCGGCUCGCCGCCGCCGCUCGGCCCCGACGCCACCGUCACCAACAUCGGCGAAAAGCGCAUCAAGACGGGGCCGCACUCGCCCGGCGACGAGUACGCACCCCUCGAGGGGCUGCCGCCGUCCAUCACGGCCGACACCACCACGCCGCCGCCCUCCAGGAAAAACGCCAACAACUCGAUCAAAGCCCAAAUCGAGAUCAUCCCGUGCAAGGUGUGCGGCGACAAGAGCUCCGGCGUGCACUAUGGAGUGAUCACGUGCGAGGGUUGCAAGGGCUUUUUCCGCCGCAGUCAGAGCUCCGUCGUCAACUACCAGUGUCCCCGCAACAAGAACUGCGUCGUCGACCGCGUCAACCGGAAUCGAUGCCAGUACUGCAGGCUGCAGAAAUGCCUUCGCCUCGGCAUGUCCAGAGACGCCGUCAAAUUCGGACGAAUGUCCAAAAAGCAGCGCGAAAAGGUGGAGGAUGAGGUGCGGUUUCACAGGGCGCAGAUGCGUGCCGCCAGCGAAACAGCGCCCGACAGCUCCAUGUUCGAGCAACAACAGCCCUCAUCGUCUGACCAGCUGCCUUCCUAUUCUUCAGGAGGGUACCAGUACAGCAACGACCUGAGCACGUACACGCCGAACGGCUAUGUGUUUACGAACACGCCGCCGCAGACCGGCAUGGGCUACGAUAUCAGUGCAGACUUCGUGGACAGCACCACGACGUACGACCCGCGGCCCGCCAGCUCGACGCAACUAGACCAGAUCGCGGACAGCGCGCUCAUUCCAGCCGCCAACACCACUGCCACGGCGGGUGCCAAGUGCGAGGACGACGGAGGCGGCGGCGGCGAGCGGAGCCAAGUGACCCGGCUGGGGCAGGAGGCGGGGUCGGGGGCGGCGGGGGCGGCCGCCGGCAUCAAGCAGGAGUCGCUGGAGCAGCCGCUGGGCAGCACCGCGUCCAGCAACUCGUCGUCCAGCAACUUGAACAAUAACAGUAGUGGCGUGCCGCCGGUGUCGGGGGGCUUUGUAGAUAGUACCACUUUCACCUCGAGACAGCAGCAGCCGCAGCAGCAGCCCUGCCUCGGGCCCCAGCAGCCGCAGCAGCAGCCGUCGCAGGAGCAAGAGGACGCCGCCACGCCCCUUGUGCAUCCCAACCCGGUGCAGAUCUCAGAGAUGCUGUGCACGACGAUUGCCGACGCCCACGCGCGCACCUGUCUUUACAGCAUGGACCGCAUUCAGGACACGUUCCGCAAGCCACACGACCCCCACAAGGUCAUCUUCUACAAGAACAUGGCGCACGAGGAACUCUGGCUAGAAUGCGCCCAGAAACUCACCACCGUCAUUCAGCAAAUCAUCGAAUUUGCCAAGAUGAUACCUGGCUUCAUGAAGCUGUCACAAGACGAUCAGAUCGUUUUGCUAAAAGCAGGUAGCUUCGAGUUGGCUGCACUGAGGAUGAGCCGUUACUUCGACGUAAUCUCAGGCUGUGUUCUUUACGGAGACACCAUGCUGCCUCAAGACGCCUUUUACACCACAGAAACAACGGAAAUGAAGUUGGUGACCAACGCCUUCGAGCUGGCCAAAGCCGUGGCCGAGCUCAAGCUAACAGAAAACGAACUUGCGCUCUACUCUGCCUACGUCCUGCUCUCCGGAGAUCGACCGGGUCUGAAGGGAGUCGCGGACAUCAACAAACUGAGCCAAGCGGUCUUGCGGGCGCUGAAAAUGGAGCUCGAACGCAACCACCGAUUACCACUCAAAGGGGACGUCUUGGUCGGCGACGCCCUCAUGGCCAAGAUGUCAGAGCUUCGAGAGCUUAAUUUGCUGCACAUGGAAGCUCUGGCCAAGUUCAAGCGAACCACGCCGCACCUCGAGUUCCCUGCUCUGCACAAGGAGCUUUUCUCCGUGGAUAGCUGAGCAUCCGUGGAAUAAAGAGCAGAGGUUCCAACAUCAGACGAACCAAUCAGCAUCAGUUUUGCAACAAAGAAUGUGUGAAGAAGAAGAAGACAGAAGAGUCACACUACAAUUUAUCACGCCGUUUUAUGAUUUGUGAAAAAUCGAAUGAUUGUAUCAAACUAAUACCUGCCAGACUUGUACACGCAUAGACACACAAACCCCCAAAAACAGACUCGGGAGCGCCCAUUCCUCGGAGAAUUUGUACUGACGACGAGAAAAGGUUGAUUCGCCCUACACUUAGUUAAGGAAAGAUUUGUUUGUUGUUUGAUUACAAAGUAUAAUUGGUUAUAUUGGAAGAUAUACUCACACUCACUGAAACACACACACACGCGAUCUACUUUUAUCCUUACAUAAGGCUGGAUUCAAGGAAGCGACGCCGGCCGAGCGCGAUCGAGUUCUCGCGCGCGGCGACCUUCGAUCAGGGAAACAGAAUUGUUGAUGUUAAUUAAAUAUACACUGUUGUUGCUGUAAUAAUAAUACGCCAAUAAGGAUCAAUAUGUAAAAUAACGCGCGAGAUACAAAACCACACACAGGAGAGGAUCCCCGAUUUUUCACGAUUGGUUUUUCCACUCACGUGACGAGACAGAAGCAAGCACAAUAUUCGUACAUAAACAAACACACGCAGAUAUAAUUGUUUAAACAAACUACCGAUGCCGUUGAGAGAAAAGUGUAUAUUCAAUAGAACUGAGACUUAACAGAGAAAAAAUUGACGAUUGCUGCUAGGGCCACAAAGUAGAAUCGAGUAUUAUUAUUAUUAUUAUAUAACCCGCGCGCGGAGAAAUUUACACAAUUUAGAACUGGACUUGCAUUGAUGAUGUAAAGAAUUAACUAGAUUCAGAUUAAAACAAAGAAAACGCGAGCAACAAAAAUAUUAUUAAAUUAAAGUUUGCCUUAUUGUAGAUGUUGUACGUCGUUUUUAAAAGAGAGAAAUUCGCACUGGAUGACGAGAGGUGAUUGAACAAACAAACAAACAAACAAACAAACAAAACAAAAGACGUGGUGGUGUGUUGAUUCUCUCUGCGGAGGACUUAUUAAUAACAAUAAGUGUGUCUUAUUCAGAAAAAAAAAUACAAAUAAAAACAUGCACUCGUGUAAUCUCUAUACAAAAUACGGAUUGCUGGGCGGGCAAUGAGGCAAAAAUUCAGAUAAUAAUAUUUCACAAACACACACAUGAACACACUACUAUUAAAUCUACUCAAGAUAAACACGCUAAUUAAUUCAUUACUGUAUAGCGGAAUUUCAUGAGAUUAUUACCGAGAGUUGUUGGAGAUACAAAUUAAUGGAAAAAAUUAACAACCCUGCUACUCAUGUAAACGAAAGACGCGCUCUUCUAUCUCCUCUCAUUAACCCUGGGGGGCGAAAAAGCAAGCACACACACUCGUAAAUUAGAUUAACUAGACGAUUUGUAUAUGUACACACCGAAAGAAAGAAAAAAAAGAUAACAAUGUAAUGUGCCCACGCAGUGUAGUGAAUCAAAAUUGUCACACUUGUUGAGAACGAAAAAAAAUCGAGAUCCUUGCCCAGAAUUUUGUCUCCUUUUUCGGUUUUGCACGUACAAUAUAUUACAAACAUCCGAAGGACCAAGCCACACAAAAGACGAGAGCAGGAUUUUUUAAUUAUCACCCAGUGUGUGUUCAGUGCGAGGCGGAAAUUUUGUCUGGACGGAACGGGGCUUGUUCAGUUUUUUCCACGUAAAAAAAAUGAGAGUAUAGUGGCCUUCAAAACCAGAGUUUUGUAACAAACGCGUUUCGAUCAGUUACCGCGACGACGCUUUUUCACCUUUUCCAUUUUGCAUACAAAAAGAAAGGAUUAAAAAAACACGCGACUCUUCUUUAACACUUUUUCUCCAUUUCGGAUUGCUUGGUCCUGGUUUUCGUUGGUGAUUUUUAUGAGCAUAAAAAUGAAAACUCUCAGUACACACACACACACACUUAUAAACUAAACACGUAUAAAUUAAAAAGGAGAAACACACCCACUCACGCUGUGUAAUCCAGCAGACAAAUGGUUAAUUAAUGAAUUAAAGUAUACACACACGUAUAAUAUAUAUUUACAAUUUUCUCGUGGAUGAAUGCUGCGCUGAAAAUGAUUUUUCCGGUGUAAAUGCUGUCUGUUCGCUCUUAAACCUUAGGAAAAUGUUCAUUACUAACCUCUGCUAUUAAUUAAUAAGUAAUUGUUUAAUUCUAUAUAAAUAUUAUAGUUAGACACGAGAAAACAGAAGAAAAAGAAACAGAGAUGAGAUGAUUUGUUGUUUUUAUGUAAUGUUGUUAUGGAAAUGAUAAUGAGUUAAAUAUGAUUAAUUAUGCUGCGCAUUGUGUUGUGAUAGACACAAUUCGGUUCGGUCUUAAGUGCUUUUGGACUCCCGCCGUCGUUGCCGUUGCCGCGACUUGAAAUCGAACUCGAAUAAGUGAACCUGGAAGUGAAGAGGAAUUGAGGGGAGUCCAGAAGGUGACAAGAAGUGAAUUAAAAAGAAAAAGUAAAUUUGGAUUUUACUGGUACCUGCUCUAAUAUGAUGAAGAUGAUGACGUUGGAUUUGCGUUAAUUCUUUUUUAAUUGAUUAGCAAAGCUUAAUUGUGUUCUGUGUAAUUUUAAUCGUAACAAGUUUUUUAUGUAUAUCCGCGAGAUGAUUACGUUAAAAUGGCAACUUUUGCUCUAGUGUGAUUGAUCCUCGUAGCGAAAUUGUGUAUAGACAGGAAAUUCGGUGUCCAUGUUUCUCCAUCCAAGUCAUCAGUUGUUGUUAUUAUUGAUUAUUAUUAUUUUUUUUUAAGAAAAACUUAAUUCCCAAAGCGAGGUAACCAACACGCGCGUUAAACCGAAAAUCAUCAUCUCACAUAUUAAACGGAAUAGUUGAAAAUGAUAGUAAGCUUAAGUGAAAAUAUUUUACACACCACAAUAACAUAAUUAUACAUGCAAUUUUUAUUUACUCUAUGGUUAACUCGGUUUCUUUUUUUCGAAUUGUGCAUCCAAAAUUGUAUCGAGAAUUUUUACUUAAGAUUUUGCGUGGCAGAGAAGAAGAACAGAGCAAACACCACGAUGUCUCCUCUCAUUUCAGAUUUUGUAAUAGAUUUUUAACAUUUAAGCGAGACCACAUACACACAAACAAACAAACAAACAAACACACUCGUACACACAUGUAAACCGCGAGCCAAAAUACCAAAGGUCCCGAUUCAGCCCUGGCGGCUGCCAACUUGAGUAAACGCAGGACUUUUGCUACCUUGGCUCGUGGUGCGACGUCAUAGAGGAGGAACAUGAAUUUAUUAUAACUUAUCGGUUGUGGGCAAGGUUGGUUAUUUAUUCUCUCUCACCUCUCUUUAUUCACUUUCUCCUAUGAUAUAGAAACUAAAACUAUAAAUGUUGCUGUAUGUAUAAGAGAAAGCAUUCUGGGACAUUUCAUUAAAGUGGUAUUUUGGCUAGA
Messenger RNA from Cloeon dipterum, 6671 nucleotides. RefSeq names its product Hormone receptor 3 (gene Hr3). Gene Ontology annotation, cellular component: nucleus. The transcript is spliced from 12 exons. Gene Ontology annotation, molecular function: nuclear receptor activity; zinc ion binding; RNA polymerase II cis-regulatory region sequence-specific DNA binding. Lineage: Eukaryota; Metazoa; Arthropoda; Insecta; Ephemeroptera; Baetidae. The record is from RefSeq and is a predicted model, not a curated record. Gene Ontology annotation, biological process: regulation of transcription by RNA polymerase II. Bases 1262 to 3220 code for a protein of 652 amino acids.